UGUUGCCAUCUUCCAUUCCUUUUCCCCAAGAUCCCAAGUCCCCAGCUUCUCCUCCCUCAGACCCAGGAGUCCCUGCCCCCAGCCCCCUCCACCCUGAGAUUCCUACUCAGACUCUGAGCAUCUAUCUGCUAAUUCACUUUUCCUCCCCUGCAGCCAUGUGGCCCCCCAGCCAUCGUCACCUCUGUCUGGCCUUCCUAGUAGUCUGUGUUCUCUCAGCAAUCUCCUUCUUCCUACACAUCCACCAAGACCUCUUUUUAAGUGGCCUAGACCUGUCUGUCCUGUGUCCAUACCGCUGCCUGGGGACGUCCCCAGUGGCCAUCUUCUGCCUCUCGGGCACACCGGUGACCACCAACACCUGCUGUUCCUAUCCCCAGCGCCCUGCCUCCCUCUCUGGAACCUGGACCAUCUACUCAGAUGGCCGGUUUGGUAACCAGAUGGGGCAGUAUGCCACCCUGCUUGCCCUGGCCCAGCUCAAUGGCCGCCAGGCCUUCAUCCUGCCUGCUAUGCACGCUGCCUUGGCCCCCGUGUUCCGCAUCACUCUGCCCACGCUGGCGCCAGAGGUGGACAAGCACACGCCUUGGCGAAAGCUGAAACUCCACGACUGGAUGUCCGAGGAGUAUGCCCACUUGAAGGACACCCACUUGAAGCUCUUUGGCUUCCCCUGCUCCUGGACCUUCUUCCACCAUAUCCGGGAACAGAUACGCAGCGAGUUCACGCUCCAUGAGCACCUUCGGGAGGAGGCCCAGAGAAUACUGAGGCCGCUCCGCCUGGGCCGCACUGGGAACCCCCCGCGAACCUUUGUGGGGGUCCACGUGCGUCGUGGGGACUAUCUGCAGAUCAUGCCCCACCACUGGAAGGGUGUGGUGGGUGACCGUGCUUACCUCCAGCAGGCCAUGGACUGGUUCCGGGCACGGCAUGAGGCCCCCAUCUUUGUGGUCACCAGCAACGGCAUGGAGUGGUGCCAGGAGAACAUUGACACCUCCCAGGGGGACGUGAUUUUUGCUGGCAAUGGGCAGGAGGGCUCACCAGGGAGGGACUUUGCACUGCUCAUGCAGUGCAACCACACCAUCAUGACCAUCGGCACCUUUGGCUUCUGGGCUGCCUACCUGGCUGGAGGAGACACUGUCUACCUUGCUAACUUCACCCUGCCGGACUCCAACUUCCUAAAGAUCUUUAAGCCAGAGGCUGCCUUCCUGCCUGAGUGGGUGGGCAUUGCCGCAGACCUGUCUCCACUCCAGAUGUAGGCAGGGACUUUCUGGAGUAUCUUGGUUAAUCUAGAGCUGGCAGUAUGCAUCUCCUGAGACCUGGCAGCUUCUGGAGAAGUGUGUGGUGUUUCUGGAGCACAUGGGCACCACACCUUCCCCUACCCAGAGUGAUUCUAAUUUGCCAGGCUUUGAGAUGUGGCAGGGGAGUGGCUUUCUGGAACUGCCGGCACAUUCUAGAGCUAACAGAAUAUUUUUUCCUGACUGCUAGCAAUCUCUGGAGCUCGUGACAGUUCUAGUGUCCACCUGCUCUUCUCAGCCCAUAUCCAAGUACUUCUAGAAGGCUACCUCCCAGGAAGCAGGGUAUCCUCUACUGUUAACCAUCUUUGUGUUUUCUAGAAAAGGUGGCGUUCCUCCCCUGAGUCCUAGGAGAACUGAUGGAAUUUGGUCCUUCAGUGGUUGUUCUAGAGCAAGCAUGCAACAGCUCUUCUCUUCAUGUUUCUGGAAUGCUUCUAGAGGGGAUUUUACUCUAGAGUGGGUCAGGUAUGAUGCCUGUGAAGAGCCCUGCAGGGCCCUUCAAGAAAGAAUGAGUUCUGGAAUUCCAGAUAACUUCAAGGAAGAAUUUAAUGCAAGUACAAGCAGAAGGUUAACAUGCCAUCACUGCCAGAAAGAUUGAGAGUUGGGAGAUAAAUUCUCUAGCUGGCCAGCAGGAGCCCUGGUGGUGCAGUGGUCAGGGGCUCAGCAGCUAACCAAAAGGUCAGCUCUGUGUGACAAAGAUGUGGCAGUCUGCUUCCAUAAAAAUUACAGCCCUAGAAAUCUAUGGGGCAGUUCUACUCUGUCCUAUAGGGUCACUAUGAGUUGAAACCGA
This is a messenger RNA of Loxodonta africana (African savanna elephant), 2070 nucleotides long. RefSeq names its product fucosyltransferase 1 (H blood group) (gene FUT1). Gene Ontology annotation, biological process: carbohydrate metabolic process. NCBI's taxonomy places the organism in Eukaryota, Metazoa, Chordata, Mammalia, Proboscidea, Elephantidae. Bases 156 to 1244 code for a protein of 362 amino acids. Gene Ontology annotation, cellular component: membrane. The record is from RefSeq and is a predicted model, not a curated record. The transcript has a single exon. Gene Ontology annotation, molecular function: galactoside 2-alpha-L-fucosyltransferase activity.